CGAGACAUUCAUCGUAUUCAACUCUCUCCUCUCAUCCUCAAGGCAAUCUGGCAAGCCGGAUACUGCUCGCACAUGCUCACUUCCAUGUUCAUGGACAUGCCCUACUCGAUUCGCUCUGCCUUCGACGCCGGAUUGCGGGCAAUUGAGAAGAUCAUACUCGGGGGGAAGCUUGCUGAGUUCACUGCAAUGAGGAGGCUGGAAGUCCCAGUCGCAGCGGGACCGUACAGUAUCGAACGUUUGAAGGAGACUAUGACGUGGGAUACCAGCACGGGUUAUUGGAUCAUGGACGUGGAUCCUCAGACUAUGUCGCGAACGAGAUUAGAGGUCAGCUCCGGCAUCGCAACCUUCAUGAAUGUGCACCCGGAUGAGAUGCUGGCACGUGUCGGCAACUGCGACAACCCGAUACCACAGUCUCAGCUUGAGUUCUUCGGCAGCAUAACAUAUGAGAUCGCUUUCAUGCAGUCCUCCAAACUCGUGCGCAACCUCCGCCUCGUUCGCAGAUGUCCGAAGGGUGGCAAGCUACUCGACCCUAUGCUUUGUCGAUUGACUACAAUCAGGGAGAGAGACAGUUUUGGGAGAAUGGUCAGAGUGAUGAACAUCCUUCAACGCCUCACGCCUUCCGACUACGACCAGGAGCUCAUGACAAAACCCACCACCUGCCGUCCUCUGCUAUGGGUCAUCGGGGAUCAACGUAAUGGAGACGACCUCCUGCAGUCAGCAAACUACGACUACCUCUUCUCGCAAAGCUUUCGUGGCAUGAAGGAGACGAUGGAGGGCCAGCGAUCCCUGCUGCGACUACAACGGGAAGUCUCCCAGAUCUUCAAGCCCUUUGUCGACUUCGCGGCAUUGCAAACUUGA
Guillardia theta CCMP2712 is the source of this 858-nucleotide messenger RNA. RefSeq lists its product as hypothetical. The transcript has 11 exons. The record is from RefSeq and is a predicted model, not a curated record. NCBI's taxonomy places the organism in Eukaryota, Cryptophyceae, Pyrenomonadales, Geminigeraceae. The coding region runs from base 73 to 858 and encodes 261 amino acids.